This is a messenger RNA of Vespa velutina, 1319 nucleotides long. RefSeq names its product gamma-interferon-inducible lysosomal thiol reductase-like. Lineage: Eukaryota; Metazoa; Arthropoda; Insecta; Hymenoptera; Vespidae. Gene Ontology annotation, molecular function: oxidoreductase activity, acting on a sulfur group of donors, disulfide as acceptor. The record is from RefSeq and is a predicted model, not a curated record. The transcript is spliced from 6 exons. The coding region runs from base 504 to 1214 and encodes 236 amino acids.
CUUAAAAUGGCAUGCAUCGGUAAAUUUUUGUACCGCCACCCAGCGAAAGAAAAAUACAACUACGGUGUUGUUACGCGUAUUAACAAUUAUUAUAGAAGAAAUAAAAAUUAUCGUAAAGUUUUCUUUACAAUGAAACAAUUUAUAUUAACUUCAUCAAUUAUUGUAUGAGGUUAUACCUUUUGAAUGUUUGUCAAAAGAUUAAUGACAAAUCUUUUUCUUUCUUGGUUAUACCGGAAUACGUGUCAAUUAACGUUCAUACAUUUUCUUGAAACAUAAGAAGGUGAAAUAAUGUAUUUAUCGGAAAGAUAAAAGUGUUUUUUUUUGUUUCGUCAAAAGGAUAGAUACAUAAUAAAGUUAAUCAAAAAUCAAUUUGUACGUGGUGUCAUCUUAAAACAUCAUAUCAACAUAUGGACCUUUAAAAUAGGUAUAAAAAUAAUGUCUAUAUGUUUGCAAUCUUUAUGGAUAAGUUUACACAUUGUAUUUAUAGAGAAUAAAUUUAGAUAAUGGGGUUAGGUAGUUUUCGAUGGAAACUAUUGCUGAUUGUUAUUAUAAUUAUAUUUCUAUGGCAAUCUUCAAAAAUAUGGUUAUCGUUUGCACAAGAUCAUGUUACAGAAGGAGAAUUUUUGGGAAGCGAAGUAAGGAUAAUAGAGAAGGAAGUUAAUGCAAAAGAAAUAGUUCAUAUAACUGUAUAUUAUGAGACGCUGUGUCCUGAUUCACGAAGUUUUUUUGUAUAUCAUUUAUUGCCAACUUAUGUGAAACUAAAGGAAAGUGUACAGAUCACAUUGAUACCAUAUGGAAAAGCUACGACAACACAAAAGGAUCAUACUUAUGAAUUUAAAUGUCAACACGGACCAAUUGAAUGCCAAGGAAAUAUAAUACAUGCAUGCGCCAUUGAUCUUAUAAAAGAUCAAUCACUUCUAUUGAAUUACUUAUCUUGCAUGAUUAAAAAUAAUAUAGAUCCAGAAAAUAUCAUGGAAAUUUGUGCACAGAAAAUGAAUGUGGAUUCUAAUGUCAUUUCCAAAUGUUAUUCCGGAGCAAAAGGAAAAGAACUUUUAGCUAAAUACGGAGAAUUGACAAGUGCUCUUAAGCCACGAAUUUCUUUUAUACCUACAAUCUCUCUUAAUGAUAGCGUUAAGGACCAGGCUAAAAUCUUGAAAAACUUAUUACAAGAAGUGUGUUUACUGUUUAAAAUCAAACCUGAAGGUUGUCUAUGAUCAAAGUAUAUUAUAUGUUAAAUGAUGUUUUUAAUCAAUGAGCUUCUUCAUUUGAAUCUAAUGAAUUGAAAAUACCUUUAUGAAAUAUAUUUUUGAAAACACUUA